ACGAAAUUAACAGGUAAAGCAUUAGAAAAUUUUCGUGCUAAUGCUAAUUACCGUCAAAGAAAAUGUCGUUUAAAUAAACGUAAACGUUUAAUUAAUAAUAAACCACCAUCUUCAUUUCAAAAUUGUCAGUCUUUUGCUGUUAUUCAACAUCUAGCUCAAAAAUAUGAUCUUAUUCCAAAACCUGUUCAACAACGUACAUGUGCUCAUAUAUCUGAUAAGAUUAAAAAUGCUGUUCAUAAGUUUUAUUUAAGAGACGAUGUUUCUUAUCAACUACCUGAAGAGAAUAAAGGAAUAAUUAUUUCUUGUUCAUCGUUUGCCGAUUUAAGACCUCCAUUUGUAGUUGCAAAAGCAGCGUUAGCUCAUAGAAUAUGUGUGUGUAUCUAUCAUGAAAAUGUUAAUCUAUUACUGAAAGCAAUUGAUAAAUUUGUUAAAGGAAAUGUUUGUUCAUCUUUACAACAAUUUACAAGGACUUUAGUUUGUAAUACUGUCAAUCAAGAAUGUAUGUUUCUUGCAUGUCCAUUAUGUGAAAGUAAUUUUCAAGAGAAAGUUAUUGAUAAUGUUGUAAACGGAGCAACUAGAAUUAAAUGGCGGCAAUGGGUUAAUAUAAACGGACGUGCAGAAAAAAAGGAAUUUGAAGGAUCAGUUGAUGAAACUGUUGAAUUGUUGAAAUCCAAAGUUAAAUAUUUUCUAUUUCAUGUCUAUGUUAAGUCAGUGCAGGCUGCGUAG
Molecule: messenger RNA, 726 nt
Organism: Didymodactylos carnosus
Lineage: Eukaryota; Metazoa; Rotifera; Eurotatoria; Philodinida; Philodinidae
Source: the annotation of a GenBank genome assembly